This is a messenger RNA of Perca flavescens (yellow perch), 669 nucleotides long. RefSeq names its product ras-related protein Rab-19. The transcript has 4 exons. Lineage: Eukaryota; Metazoa; Chordata; Actinopteri; Perciformes; Percidae. The record is from RefSeq and is a predicted model, not a curated record. Gene Ontology annotation, molecular function: GTP binding; GTPase activity. The coding region runs from base 1 to 669 and encodes 222 amino acids.
AUGCAGACCUCAGGACCUGAGCAUGAUGACUCUUUUGAUUUGCUGUUUAAGAUCAUCCUGAUUGGAGACUCUAACGUAGGAAAGACCUGCUUGGUUCAGAAUUUUAAGUCAGGGAUUUUCUCAGAGAAACAGCAAAACACCAUCGGAGUGGAUUUCACUGUACGGACCGUGGAUAUCGAUGGGAAGAAAGUUAAGAUGCAGGUGUGGGACACGGCAGGUCAGGAGAGGUUCCGUACGAUCACCCAGAGCUACUACCGCAGCGCUCACGGCGCCAUCAUCACCUAUGACAUCACGCGACGCCCAACCUUUGACUCAGUGGCUCACUGGAUCAAAGAGGUGGAGCUCUAUGGAGCAACCAGUGUAGUGCUGGUUCUCAUAGGUAACAAAUGUGACCUGGAGCAGGAACGUCAGGUUCGGUUUGAGGAAGCCUGCAAUCUGGCAAAGGAGAGAGAUGCACUAGCUGCUCUAGAAACAUCUGCAAAGGAGAGUCAGAAUGUGGAAGAAGCUUUCACCUUGAUGGCCAGAGAGCUGAUGUCUCGUAAUGGCCUCAAUGUCCAGCAGGGGGACUCAGAGAGCCACAGCACACCUCGAGUUCUUCUCCGGGCCAACUCUCGGCCGGUUAACGACAUAGCUGCCUACACAUCACCAGAGAAGAAGACAUGUUGUUGA